Messenger RNA from Colletotrichum chrysophilum, 1791 nucleotides. RefSeq names its product acid phosphatase pho5 (gene PHO5). Gene Ontology annotation, cellular component: membrane. The record is from RefSeq and is a predicted model, not a curated record. The transcript is spliced from 7 exons. Gene Ontology annotation, molecular function: phosphate transmembrane transporter activity. Bases 1 to 1791 code for a protein of 596 amino acids. Gene Ontology annotation, biological process: phosphate ion transport; transmembrane transport. Lineage: Eukaryota; Fungi; Ascomycota; Sordariomycetes; Glomerellales; Glomerellaceae.
AUGGCCGGCGUUAUCCAACCUAACAACGCCGCGGCGGACGGCGCCGUCACCACCAGCGAGCUGACUUCGGCUGAGGUCAAGAACAACAAGACCUCCGGAGGCAACGCGGCUUUCCACAACUUCAACAACGACUUCGCUCACGUCGCCGAUGCCAACGAGCGUCGCCGUCUUGCGCUCGCCGAGAUCGACAAGGCCCCCUUCGGCUGGUACCAUGUCCGCGCUAUCAUUGUUGCCGGUAUUGGUUUCUUCACUGAUUCGUACGAUAUCUUCACCAUUGGUCUCGUCACGAGCAUGUUGGGCAUCGUGUACUACGGCGGCACCCUCCCCGCGGAGAACGACACUGCGAUCAAGGUUGCAACCAGUGCCGGAACUGUCGUCGGACAACUGGGAUUCGGUAUUCUCGCUGACAUCGUCGGCCGUAAGAAGAUGUAUGGCGUUGAGCUUAUCAUCAUCAUCUUCGCGACCAUCGCCCAAGCUCUCUCCAGCGGCUCUCCCUCAGUCUCCAUUACCGGUCUCAUGGUUUUCUGGCGUAUCAUCAUGGGUGUCGGUAUCGGUGGUGACUACCCCCUUUCCGCUAUCAUUACUUCUGAGUUCGCCACUACCAAGUGGAGAGGAUUCAUGAUGAAUGCCGUCUUCGCCAACCAGGGUUUCGGCCAGCUUGCCGGUGGCUUGAUGAUGCUCAUCGUCACCGCUGGUUUCAAGGGCUCUCUGUCCACUGCUACCAAGGCUGCUACUUGCGCUACUACUGAGCCUUGCUUGAUCGCCGUUGACAAGAUGUGGCGUACCAUGAUUGGCUUUGGCGCUGUUCCCGGCUGCCUGGCUCUCUACUUCCGCCUCACCAUCCCCGAGACCCCCCGUUACACUUUCGAUGUCGACAACGAUGUUCAGAAGGCCGAGGGUGACGUCGAUUACUACAAGCAAGGAAAGUGGGGUGAGGCCGAAGUUGAUGAGGCUGCCCGCGUCGCUGCUCGUGCGCAGGCCAAGCAGGAGCUUGAGGUCCCCAAGGCCUCGUGGUCUGACUUCUUCCGUCACUACAGCCACUGGAAGAACGGAAAGGUUCUUCUUGGUACUGCUGGUUCCUGGUUCAUGCUUGACGUCGCAUUUUACGGUCUUGGCUUGAACAAUGCCAUCAUUCUCAACGCUAUCGGAUGGUCCGGCGGCGCGGACAUGUACCACUCGUUCUACCGUACCGCUGUUGGCAACCUCAUCUUGGUUCUGGCCGGAGCUGUUCCUGGAUACUGGGUUUCCGCUGCCUUGAUCGACACGAUCGGCCGCAAGCCCAUCCAGCUGUUUGGUUUCUUUGCUCUUACGCUCCUCUUCUGCGUUAUCGGAUUUGACUUCUGGAACCUUUCCGGUGGUGCUCUGAUGGCCCUGUACACCCUGGCUCAGUUCUUCUUCAACGCCGGCCCCAACUCCACGACCUUCAUCGUUCCCGGAGAGUGCUUCCCCACUCGCUACCGCUCUACCUCCCACGGUAUCUCUGCUGCUUCCGGAAAGAUCGGUGCCAUCAUUGCUCAGGUCGUCUUCGGUCCUCUCCGCACCAUCGGCGCCAACUCGACGCUCGCCAAGACUGACCCGAGAUGGAGCACCCCGUGGUUGAACCACAUCAUGCAGAUCUUUGCUCUGUUCAUGCUUCUCGGUUUCUGUACCUCUUGGUUGAUUCCCGAGACUGCUCGCAAGACUCUUGAGGAGCUUUCCGGAGAGGAUGACCUUGCCACCAGCGCCAUCCCCGUCCAUGGACACAACGAGGAGAAGCGUGCCGAGGAGGGCACCGUUGCCGGAUCUGUUUAA